This is a messenger RNA of Trichomycterus rosablanca, 411 nucleotides long. RefSeq names its product cytochrome c oxidase subunit 7C, mitochondrial. Gene Ontology annotation, biological process: mitochondrial electron transport, cytochrome c to oxygen. The record is from RefSeq and is a predicted model, not a curated record. The transcript has 3 exons. NCBI's taxonomy places the organism in Eukaryota, Metazoa, Chordata, Actinopteri, Siluriformes, Trichomycteridae. Bases 109 to 300 code for a protein of 63 amino acids.
AUGAUCCUCUCCGGUGUCAGUACCUGCAAGGUCGCUGAUAUAGAGAGAAGCAGUGUGAGUAGAGUUGUAGUUUCUCUGUGAGGAAAGCAGCAGAUCUAACUGUUCAUCAUGCUCGGACAAGCAGUUCGUAGAUUCACCACCUCCGCCAUCCGCUCCUCUCACUAUGCUGAGGGACCCGGACAGAACCUGCCAUUCUCCGUAGACAACAAAUGGAAGCUGCUGGGGAUGAUGGUGGCGUUCUUUGGCAGUGGCUUUGCCUUCCCCUUCAUCGUAGUCAGACACCAGAUCCUGAAGAAGUGAUUCAUUUGCCUGUCUAAUAUGGUCAUUGUGAAUCCUUGUCCACAAAGACUGUCUAGAUUUCUUCAGAUGUGGUUCUCUUAAUGCUAUUUGUAAAUAAAAAUAUAAAUACAA